Mucor mucedo is the source of this 1819-nucleotide messenger RNA. RefSeq names its product POT family-domain-containing protein. The coding region runs from base 1 to 1740 and encodes 579 amino acids. Gene Ontology annotation, molecular function: tripeptide transmembrane transporter activity; dipeptide transmembrane transporter activity. Lineage: Eukaryota; Fungi; Mucoromycota; Mucoromycetes; Mucorales; Mucoraceae. The transcript is spliced from 2 exons. Gene Ontology annotation, cellular component: fungal-type vacuole; plasma membrane. The record is from RefSeq and is a predicted model, not a curated record. Gene Ontology annotation, biological process: transmembrane transport; oligopeptide transport.
AUGGACGAAAAAGAUACAAAAACAGACCUUAGUGUUCUUAACCAAGAGCACUAUGAUGUCUCAGAGGAUGGAGAUAUUCGUAUCGAACCUACAGAAGAAGACUGGAUCAAUUUAAAGGAAGUCGGUGACGAUAUUCCUAAAGCUGCCUACUUGGUUAUUCUUCUUGAAUUUUGUGAGAGAUUUACCUUCUAUGGUUUAACUGGUCCUUUCCAAAAUUUCAUCCAAAAUCCUGUUCCCGAAAGCUAUCCCGCUGAUUUGCCUGGUGCAAUGAACCGAGGUCAAAAAACUGCAACUGCUUUAAACACUUUCUUUCAGUUCUGGUGUUAUGUCACUCCUAUUAUUGGUGCCAUUGUUGCUGAUCAAUACUUGGGUAAAUACAAGACUAUUCUUGUUUUCUCUGGUAUCUACUUCUUUGGUUUGCUCGUCUUGACCUUGACUUCUAUUCCUAGUGCUAUUGAAGCAGGUGCUACUUUCCCCGGUUUUAUUGUUGCCAUUAUCAUUAUCGGUAUUGCCGCUGGUGGUAUUAAAGCCAAUGUCUCCCCACUUGUCGCUGAACAAUACCAAGUCACUAGACCCUAUGUCAAAACCAUCACACCCAAGAUCUCUUCAAAGUAUGCUGCUGAUGAAGGUGACCACGUUAAAGGUGAAGUUGCCGAUAAAUCUUAUCGUGUCAUUGUCUCUCCUCAAGCCACCUAUCAAAAGCUUUUCAACAUGUUUUACUGGAGUAUCAAUUGUGGUUCUCUUGCUGCUAUUGUCACUAUCGUCGUUGAACAACAAGUUGGUUUUUGGGCUGCUUUCCUUAUUCCCACUUGUAUUUUCAUCCCUGCCAUCUUGGUCGUUUUAGCCGGUAAAAAGAUUUAUGUUAUCAAUCCUCCUCGUGGAUCUAUCUUUGUUGAGGCAGCCAAGGUUAUUCGUCUUUCAUUUAAGUACACUCUUGAAGGUACUAAACCAUCUAAUUUACCUGCCGAGAUUGCAGCCACUGCUACUUGGGAUGAUGUCUUCGUUGAUGAACUCCGUCGUACUUUCAAGGCUUGUGUUGUGUUCUGUUGGUACCCCAUCUACUGGCUUUGUUAUUCUCAAAUGACUAGUAACAUGGUCUCCAUGGCUGCCACUAUGCACACCGGUAGUGUCCCCAAUGAUAUUAUGCAAAACAUCAAUCCCUUAUCUUUGGUUCUCUUUAUCCCCAUCAUGGAUCGUUUCGUAUACCCCGGUUUCCGUAAGAUUGGUAUCCACUUCAGACCCAUUAUGCGUAUUACCUGGGGUUUCUUCUUUGCUGCACUUGCAAUGGCCUACGCCGCUGGUAUUCAAGCCUUAAUUUAUAACACUGGUCCUUACUAUAAGUACCCCAGUGGUACCGAGAAGAAUGAUGUUAGUGGUGCUUUAAUUGUUCCUGCUUAUAUCUUGAUUGGUAUCUCCGAAAUCUUUGCUUCUAUUACUGGUCUUGAAUAUGCCUACAAGAAGGCCCCCGAGAAGAUGAAGUCUCUUGUUAUGGCCAUUUUCUUGUUCAUGAACUGUUUCGGUUCUAUCCUUGGUUUUGCUCUUGUAUCCGUUGCUGAAAAUCCCAAGUUGAUGUGGAUGUAUGCCGGUAUUGCUAUUGCCAUGGGUGUCUGUACUCCUCUUUUCUAUUACUGUCACGGUAAGAACGAUGCUAUCGAUGUUGCUGAAGAUUCGAUUGGUCGUGAUAAGAAAAUACACACUUCGGCUGUUACCGAAUUUGAGGUCGAGAAGGGUGUUGCUUAAAUUCACUUACAAAUAUCAUAUCAAAACAUUUCAUUCAUUAAUCUUUUUAUUCUUUUAACUAAUAUCACUUAUUUUUACU